This is a messenger RNA of Oikopleura dioica, 822 nucleotides long. NCBI's taxonomy places the organism in Eukaryota, Metazoa, Chordata, Appendicularia, Copelata, Oikopleuridae. The record is from the annotation of a GenBank genome assembly.
AUGAAGAGUGCAUUUUUAUUCGCCGGUUUCUCCGCCAUUUCCGCCGAGAGCAUCGACCUCGAUACUGCUAUUGAGAACUUGAGAGUGCUGAAUGAUUGGGUUGAGACUAGCCUUUAUGAGCAGGAAAUGGUAGGAACGAAGAUCGGCGACAGGAUGGAAAAAUGGCAGGGAGAUCUUCAAGAAGCUUUCCGAGCUGGGGCGAGUAGAAGUGAUUUAGGAAAACUUCUAUUUUCUGGAAGAAAGCUCAGGCUUGACUUGAUGAUUGACCAGGAAACAGCUUCCAAAUACGCCUUGGAGGAUUUGGAAGAAACUGGCUGCUACGGACACCCACUCCAAAAAGGCGAGACUGGGUACGCUGGAAAAGGACAACCGGCUGAUUUGAUCGAUGAGCUCUCAAAAUCACUCCUUUUCUGCUACAAAUGCGCUGCCAAGGAUCAUGGCUCAACUUGCAACGGCCGAGGAAAUUACAAUUCUAGCUUCAAUAAGAAGAAAGGAUCCGUUUGCCAAGAUAGACGUGAUACUUGUGGGCACACCAUCUGCCAGUGCGAUCUUCAGUUUGCUCAAGCUUUCGGAAAGAUGUCGAUUUCGUUCGAUGAAUCUUUCAGCACGAAGAACGGAUUCGACCGAGAAGCUCGAUGUAUCCCAAAGGCACCGAAAGACAGCUCCCUUGAAGGCCGAUCAGGAUCUUCUGGAAACAAAGCUCAAAAAUCAGCCGCAGCUGUGACAGAAUGUUGUGGAUUUGGACUCGGUCGAACUAUUUUCAAGGUUGACAAACAAGUUUGCUGCAAUGGCGAUACCGUCAAGCCGAUUGGAUCUUGCUGA